GGGAGGGAGCGCCGCUUGAGCUGGGUCUUGGAGCAUCCUCUACUACUACUUCUGGCCACGGCCGCCGGGCCUCGGGGCCGCCGGGAAGUGGGUCUAUUUCCUUUCCCUCAUUCCGCCCGCCUAGACGGCCUUGCUGCAAUGUAGGCCACCCGUCCGGCUCCGGGUCAUCUGCCCCGGGGCUCUGGACCCCAGUGCCAAGCACGGAUUAACCUAAUCGCUCCCCUUCGGCCCAGCCCCUCCUCUACACGACCUGCUCCUAUCUGCCCUGGGCCCAAUCCAGCGCCGCCCCCCCCCCCGAUCCCCCCCACCCUCCCGGGAGAGCUCGGAGCCUGGGAUUAGAGGGCUGCUUUUCCUCGGGCGAGGGGGUGGGGAGACCGAGAUGCACCGGGUCGGGCCCGGGCCUCGGCCCGCGGGGGAGUGAUGUCCGCUCUCUUCUCUGAAUCCCCCGCCAGCCCGGCCUUCGUGCCCCUGCCCAGCCCUGGGGGGACCUCCGCGCGCGCGAGCCCGGGUCAGACCACCUCCCCAGAUGUGCCCGGAAUCGGCCGCCGGGCGCCCUCGGGCCUGCGGGAAGCCCAACAUCUGCAGCCAGCUGAGCAGGAGGGCCCAGGGCUUUUUCACCAAUGAUGCUGGGAUGGUUCAGAGGACAAACCUGGGGAUCCUGAGGAAGCUGGUGUGCCAGAAAAGUACUAAAUUCAAGAAUGUUUGGACAACUCAUUCUAAAUCACCUAUUGCUUAUGAGAGAGGAAGAAUAUAUUUUGACAAUUACCGGUGCUGUGUCAGCAGUGUUGCAGCAGAGCCAAGAAAGCGUUACGAGAUGCCGAAGUGUUCUAAAUCAGAAAAAAUAGAGGACGCUUUAUUGUGGGAAUGCCCCGUGGGGGACAUACUGCCCAAUCCAUCAGAUUAUAGGUCUUCUCUCAUAGCACUGACUGCUCAUAACUGGCUACUUCGUAUAUCUGCAAAUAAUGGAGAAGUACUGGAGAAAGUUUAUCUUGCUUCUUUUUGCAAAUUCAGAUAUUUGAACUGGGACACUCCCCAAGAGGUCAUUGUUGUCAAAUCAGCUCAGAGCAAAGCCACUUCUCUGGCACGCCAGGCAGGCAUUCAACCGUCUGUGCUGUUGUACUUCGCUGUGUUUCGAGUCAUACCUCUCUCACUUAUAGGAAUGCUGGAGAUCAAUAAGAAAAUUUUUGGGAGUGGUGUCACGGAUGCCACGAUUUCUCAUGGAAUGUUGAUUGUAAUGCAUAAUUCGGGACUGAUCAGACUCUACAGCUUCCAGGCCAUCACUGAACGGUUCAUGCAACAGAAACUUGACCUCGGGCGAGCAUGCAGAUGGGGUGGGACAUCUGGAACUGUGGGAGAGUCACCUUUUGGCAUUCCUUGUAAUAUUAAAAUCACAGAUACUCCUCCGUUGCUCUUUGAAGUGUCUUCCCUGGAGAACACAUUUCAGAUUGGAGGCUAUCCUUGGCACUACAUCAUCACCCCUAACAAGAAGAAACAAAAAGGCGUCUUCCAUAUUUGUGCACUUAAAGAUCAUUCCUUGGCAAAAAAUGGUAUCCAAGAAAUGAACUGUUGUUCACUAGAAUCUGACUGGAUAUAUUUCCAUCCCGAUGCCUCUGGGAGAAUAAUUCAUGUGGGUCCAAAUCAGGUCAAAAUCUUGAAACUAAAAGAAAUAGAAAAUAAUAAGACCCAGCAUCAGGUUGCUGAAGAUUUUGUCAUUGUGGCUGACAGAGAGGAAAAAACCAAAAGCUUAUUAACUGUUACAGCUUCUGGACGAGUGGUAAAGAAACGUUUUAAUCUGUUGGAUGAUGAUCCAGAACAAGAGACUUUCAAAAUUGUGGACUAUGAAGAUGAGUUGGAUUUGCUCUCUGUGGUAGCAGUUACUCAGCUGGACGCUGAGGGGAAAGCUCACCUGGAUUUCCACUGUAAUGAACAUGGGACAUUACUCAAGAGCAUUCCAUUAGUGGAGUCAUGGGACGUGACAUACAGCCAUGAAGUUUACUUCGACAGAGACUUAGUCUUGCACAUAGAACAGAAACCCAACAGAGUCUUUAGCUGCUAUGUUUACCAGAUGGUAUGUGAUGCUGUGGAAGAAGAUGAAAACAUGAGCAGUUGUUAAAAAAAAAAAGGACAAGAAGAAGAAAAAGAUUAUGAUAAUAAUGGUGAUGAUGAUAAUGGUGAUGAUGGGGUAAGGAAUGGAGGACAACUUUACUCUUUGAGUUGUUGUUCCCAAAAUUUCUGACAAAGCACUGAGCUAUGGUUAAGCCCAGACUUGGGAUAAAGUUCUAGCUGACUUUCUUGCAUUAUGAGCCCAGUUUUUAUUCUUUCCUUGGUGGCAACUAGAGGAAAGAAUAUCUAUAGCAGGACGAAAUUCUGUACCCCUCCAUGCUCUCAUACAUGCCACUUACCAUCCAGCAUCUCUUAUGCCACAGCAUUGCCCCAGUGGAACCCAAAAGAGGCACAGUCUGGAACAGAGCAGGAAGAACUCAGCAGUCAGAUGCAGGCUGGGUUUUUUGCCAUCCAUAGAGUUAAAUCCCUAAUGCUUUUCUGAAAAGAUCUUGUAGAGAAAGCAUAACAAAGCUCUCAGUGACAUAGAAACUAUGUGCCCCAACCUCCCUUCCACUCCCCACCCCCUUUCCUCAUCUUCUGCGCCAGUAAUAGGCAAAAUAUAGAAAUGAUAGAGGAUACCUCUUCUAACCUCUGUGCCCUGAGAUGGGGGAGGUUAAUAUCUAUGGGUAAAGACUUACUUUUGAGCCAAAAAUGCCUGUUAAUGAGGGUUUUUUUUAAAGUUUUACAUUUGUCUUAUAGGAGCUGUAUUUGUAUACAUUAUCAGGAUUAGGUGCUAGUUCCCUUACACACUCUUUGUAGUGUUUUGUUUUCCACAAGGUGCUGAUUUUUUGUAUCAUAGACUGAUCCAACAAGUUUUGUUAUAAAUCUGGAUUUGGAGAAAUAGGGUCUCUUUGUUUCUGAUCAUACAACCAAGUUUAAUCUUGAUGAACACAUUGUGAAAUGUUGCUGUCACAGAUGGAGCGGUUGGACCUAGGCUUUCCCCACAGUGGGUGGGUUAUCCUCUGCCCUCAUCUUGUCAGAAUCCUUUUGUAAACAACUGCUUCAUACCGACGCAGUUGAUUGGAGGCACCCUUCACACUGGCAGCUCUUUUUACAUCAGAGUUGUAAAUGAAAGUCCAGAAAGUAUUACAACUGAUCUGGGUAAGUUCCUUAAUAGCCAGAGAGAAUGAGCCUUCUGCUAAGGUUCUAGAUUGAGAUAGUGGAGCGUUCAUCCUUCUCUGUCAUAACAGAUCUGAAUUAGGUCCGUGGAGGUCACUAAAGACUCCCUUUUGUUCAAGAUGUGGAAUAAAAGGUAACUUAAGCAAAGGGAAGAGUUUGGUGUGGUGCCUGUUUCAGAGAUCCAGUUGCUUGCCAUCCACAUGUUCUACACAUUUCCCUAAUUCAGCUUCAAAGACUAAUGCUGGCAAAUACAGAAGGGAAGGAAAUAGCCAGGAGGAUCAUAAACAUAUUCAAGUGCAGGAAGGUUAUUAAAAUAUGAGAGUUCAGCUUUGGUCAUUUAAAUGAAUAUCUUUAACAUUCUUCUUGUCCAGAUUUAUCCUACUCCCAUGUGACAUGGGACAUCAAUCCUGCCUUUAGAUUCUGCCUUUAGAAAUUUGAAACUAAAAACCUACAACAUAUUUAAGGCUAAGGAAAGACAGGUAUCAAAUACUCUCAGUUCAUUGGGGUAGGUAAAAGAACUGGGAGGUUAAAAAAAAAAAAUAAAGCCAGCUCCCAUUAUUUAAAAAAA
Phascolarctos cinereus (koala) is the source of this 3790-nucleotide messenger RNA. NCBI's taxonomy places the organism in Eukaryota, Metazoa, Chordata, Mammalia, Diprotodontia, Phascolarctidae. The record is from RefSeq and is a predicted model, not a curated record.